AUCACUGAGUCAAACGUAGGUGUUGAUAAAUGUUCAACGAUAUCUCGUUUUCCUAUAUCUUUUUGACACUGGUCGUUCUACAUCAGAAACUCACAAUUGCCAAUUAGCAUUUGCUCUCAGCUGCUCCCAACAAUCUCAUACUCCUACCUGUUGGUUCCAUUGCAUCUGCUGUAUACUAUCAGAUUCUACUGUGUGGAUAAUAUAUACUACCCCAUUGAAUUGAUAAAGUUGAGUUUCAAACACCAUGCAAAAGAUUUUAUUAAGACCAGUGGCUCUUAAUGUCACCAAAAGAGCUCUUUCAAAGUCCUCUAAAGCUGCAAUUGUUGGUGGUUCAAGAUUGAGAUUCAGAAAAUAUCAAUCACCUGCCGCUGCUACUUCUGGUCAAGCUGCUGCCUAUGCUGGAUCUGGUAUCUUGUCAGGCUUCAGUGAUGAGAAUGCACAUCAAUUGGUUGAUGUUUCUAAAGUUUUAGUUAUCGGUUCCGGUGGGUUAUCUAUUGGUCAAGCUGGUGAAUUUGAUUAUUCUGGUUCUCAAGCUAUUAAAGCUUUAAAAGAAGCAAACAAAAAGACAAUUUUGAUCAAUCCAAAUAUUGCAACCAAUCAAACAUCUCAUGCUUUAGCUGAUGAAAUUUAUUAUUUACCAGUUACUGCUGAGUAUAUCACUUAUAUCAUUGAAAGAGAAAAACCAGAUGGUAUCUUGUUAACUUUUGGUGGUCAAACCGGUUUGAACGUUGGUGUUCAAUUAGAUAAAAUGGGUGUCUUUGAUAGAUACGGUGUUAAAGUCUUGGGUACUCCAAUUAAAACUUUAGAAACUUCAGAAGAUCGUGAGUUAUUUGCUCAAGCUUUGAAAGAAAUUAACAUUCCAAUUGCUGAGUCAAUUGCUGUUGAAACUGUUGAUGAUGCCUUAAAAGCUGCUGAAUCUGUUGGUUACCCAAUCAUUGUCAGAUCAGCUUAUGCUCUUGGUGGGUUAGGUUCAGGUUUUGCUAAGAAUGAAGAAGAGUUGAGAAAUUUGUCAUCUCAAUCAUUAUCAUUAUCUCCACAAAUUUUAGUUGAAAAAUCAUUAAAAGGUUGGAAAGAAGUCGAAUAUGAAGUUGUUAGAGAUCGUGUUGGUAAUUGUAUUACCGUUUGUAAUAUGGAAAAUUUUGAUCCUUUAGGUAUCCAUACCGGUGAUUCAAUUGUUGUUGCUCCAUCUCAAACUUUAUCAGAUGAAGAAUAUCAUAUGUUGAGAUCAGCAGCCAUCAAGAUCAUUAGACACCUGGGUGUUGUUGGUGAAUGUAAUGUUCAAUAUGCCUUACAACCAGAUGGGUUAGACUAUCGUGUUAUUGAAGUUAAUGCAAGAUUAUCAAGAUCUUCAGCUUUAGCUUCAAAAGCUACCGGUUAUCCAUUAGCUUAUACUGCUGCUAAGAUCGCUUUAGGUCAUACUUUACCAGAAUUACCAAAUCCAGUUACUAAAACAACUUCAGCAAAUUUUGAACCAUCAUUAGAUUAUAUGGUUACUAAAAUUCCAAGAUGGGAUUUAUCCAAAUUUCAACAUGUUAAAAGAGAUAUUGGUUCAUCCAUGAAAUCUGUUGGUGAAGUUAUGGCUAUUGGUCGUAAUUUUGAAGAAAGUUUCCAAAAGGCCAUUCGUCAAAUUGAUCCAUCUUUUGUUGGUUUCCAAGGUGGUGAAUUUGAAAACUUGGAUGAAGCUUUAGCAGAACCAACUGAUCGUCGUUGGUUAGCUGUUGGUCAAGCUUUAUUACAUGAAAAUUACUCUGUUGAAAAAGUUCAUGAAUUGACAAAGAUUGAUAAAUGGUUUUUGUACAAAUUGGGUAAUAUUGUGGAAAUGCAAAAAGAAUUGGAAAAAAUCGGCUCAUUGUUUGGUUUAAAUAGAGAUGUUAUUUCAAGAGCUAAGAAAUUAGGUUUCUCUGAUAGACAAAUUGGUUUAGCUGUUGGUUCAAGUGAAUUAGAAGUUAGAGCUAGAAGAAAAAAUUUCGGUAUUGUUCCAUUUGUUAAAAAAAUUGAUACUUUAGCUGCUGAAUUCCCAGCUAGUACUAAUUAUUUAUACACCACUUAUAAUGCUACUGAAAAUGAUGUUGAAUUUGAUGAAUUUGGUACUAUGGUUUUAGGUUCAGGUGUUUACCGUAUUGGUUCAUCUGUUGAAUUUGAUUGGUGUGCUGUUUCUACCGCUAGAGCUUUAAGAGAAAAUGGUAAAAAAACCAUUAUGAUUAAUUACAACCCAGAAACCGUUUCCACUGACUUUGAUGAAGUUGAUAGAUUAUACUUUGAGGAAUUAAGUUUUGAAAGAGUUAUGGAUAUUUAUGAAUUAGAAAACUCCAAGGGUGUUGUUGUUUCCGUUGGUGGUCAAUUACCACAAAACAUUGCAUUAAAACUACAAGACAAUGGUGCUAAAGUUUUAGGUACUAAUCCUCAAGAUAUCGAUAAGGCUGAAGAUCGUCAUAAAUUCUCUUCAAUCUUGGAUUCUAUUGGAAUUGAUCAACCAGCUUGGAAAGAAUUAUCAUCAGUUGAAGCUGCAAAGAGCUUUGCUGAUAAAGUUGGUUUCCCAGUUUUAGUUCGUCCAUCUUAUGUCUUAUCAGGUGCUGCAAUGUCAGUUAUUAGAAAUGAAGAUGAAUUAGAAAACAAAUUAGGUAAUGCUGCUAAAGUUUCACCAGAUCAUCCAGUUGUUAUUUCUAAAUUCAUUGAAGGUGCUCAAGAAAUUGAUGUUGAUGCCGUUGCCUCUAAUGGUAAAGUCUUGGUUCAUGCUGUUUCUGAACAUGUUGAAAAUGCAGGUAUUCAUUCAGGUGAUGCUACAUUAGUUUUACCACCACAAAAGUUGUCUCAAGAUGUUAUGGAUAGAAUUAAAGACAUUACUGAUAAAGUUGGUAAAGCUUGGAAUAUUACAGGUCCUUUCAACAUGCAAAUUAUUAAGAAUGAUGUUGAAACCAAUCCAGAUUAUCCAGAAUUGAAAGUUAUUGAAUGUAAUAUUAGAGCUUCAAGAUCUUUCCCAUUUGUUUCAAAAGUUUUAGGUACUAAUUUCAUCAAUGUUGCAGUUGAAGCUAUCUUGGGUAAAGAUGUUGCUCCACAAAACUUAAUGGAUGUUAAACGUGAUUAUGUUGCUACUAAAGUUCCACAAUUUUCAUUCACUAGAUUAGCUGGUGCUGAUCCAUUCUUGGGUGUUGAAAUGAGUUCUACUGGUGAAAUUGCAAGUUUUGGUAAAGAUGUUACUGAAGCUUAUUGGACUGCUUUACAAUCCACUAUGAAUUUCAAAUUGCCAUUACCUCCAAGUGGUAUCUUAUUUGGUGGUGAUUUACAACAAGAUUUCUUGGGUGAUGUUGCUAAAAUAAUUGCACCAAUUGGUUAUAAAUAUUACACAGCUUCACCAGAAGUUGCUGAAUAUUUGAAGAAAUAUUUACCAUCAGAUUAUCAAGUUGAAGUUAUUGAAUUCCCAAAGACUGAUAAGCGUGCUUUACGUGAAGUUUUCCAAAAAUAUGAUAUCAAAGGUGUUUUCAACUUGGCCAAAAGAAGAGCUGAAGACUUGUUGGAUCAAGAUUAUGUUAUGAGACGUAAUGCUAUUGAUUUUGGUAUCCCAUUAUUUAAUGAACCACAAACUUCAUUAUUGUUUGCCAAUGCUUUAGUUGCUAAGAUUGAUACCAAAUUGGCUCAAGAUAAAGACACUAUUGUUAUUCCAAAUGAAGUUCGUCGUUGGAGUGAAUUUAUUGGUGGUAAACAAGUUUAA
Messenger RNA from Hansenula anomala, 3709 nucleotides. RefSeq names its product carbamoyl-phosphate synthase (glutamine-hydrolyzing) CPA2 (gene CPA2). Gene Ontology annotation, molecular function: dihydroorotase activity; ATP binding; metal ion binding. Gene Ontology annotation, biological process: L-citrulline biosynthetic process; 'de novo' pyrimidine nucleobase biosynthetic process; UTP biosynthetic process. Gene Ontology annotation, cellular component: cytosol; cytoplasm. The transcript is spliced from 2 exons. NCBI's taxonomy places the organism in Eukaryota, Fungi, Ascomycota, Saccharomycetes, Phaffomycetales, Wickerhamomycetaceae. The record is from RefSeq and is a predicted model, not a curated record. Bases 245 to 3709 code for a protein of 1154 amino acids.